This is a messenger RNA of Phalacrocorax carbo (great cormorant), 3022 nucleotides long. NCBI's taxonomy places the organism in Eukaryota, Metazoa, Chordata, Aves, Suliformes, Phalacrocoracidae. The record is from RefSeq and is a predicted model, not a curated record.
AUGGAGCGGGGGGCGAGGGAGCGACCCCUCCGUCCCGGGGCUCCUCCGCCGCCGCCCCCCCCAGGACCCCGCCGCCGCCCCCCCCCGCCGCCGCCCCCAGCCCCACCGGGGUUGGCCAAGGGCCCCCUCGGGCUGCUGCACAUCAAAGUGGAGGAGCCCGAGGCGGAGGAGGGGGAUGCCCCGAGUUGCCGCGGGGACAGCGGAGAGCCGGGGGCGCACUUCGGGAGCUCCUUAGCUCCGUGGGGGGGUGUGGAGGAGGCCCGCGGAGCCAUCAAGAAAGAAAGGGACCAUGGAAAGAGCUACGGAGAAAGCCAGAGCGGGGUGAAGGUGCUGGAGAAGAGGGGGGCCGGGAAGGAGCCCUGGAGAGCAGCUGCUGUCAAAGCGGAGCCGCCUGACACGGCCUUUGAGGCCUGCAGGGUGAACAUGGAGACGAGCAACGCCCCGGCUGGCUCCCUGUGCGGGCCUGCCCACGCUAGCACCAAUGACCGCAAGGUGCAGCUGUGUGAGGGGUUUGGGAUCCUCCCCGAAGAUCUGAAGAUCCCAGUUGUGUUUCACCCCUUACCUCCGGGGACCCGCAUACAGAUCCAAGGCCCUCUGCCCCCAGAGCUGAUCCAUGUCACUAAUGUGCCAGCGAAACCAGUGCCGCUUAAAAUGCAGUCUUUACUUGAGCCUUCAGUAAAGAUUGAAACUAAAAAUGUCCCCCUCACAGUACUGCCUUCUGAUUCAGGUAUGCCAGAUACUCCAUUUAGCAAGGACAAAAGUGGCCAUGUAAAGCGUCCAAUGAACGCAUUCAUGGUGUGGGCUAGGAUUCAUCGGCCUGCCCUAGCAAAAGCUAACCCAGCUGCCAAUAAUGCAGAAAUCAGUGUUCAGCUUGGAUUGGAGUGGAGCAAACUGACUGAAGAGCAGAAGCAGCCCUAUUAUGAUGAAGCUCAGAAAAUAAAACGAAGGCACAGAGAGGAAUUUCCUGGUUGGGUUUAUCAGCCACGACAAGGCAAAAGGAAGCGUUUUCCACUGCCUGUCUCUGCUGUGUUUUCCAGUGCUUCUCAGAGUAUCAUCGCUACAAAUCCAUCUGGCAUUUGUCCCUUCCAGUCACCUGCUUACUCUGUUGUCAUCCCCAAUGUUAAGAACAGCAUUGGACAUCCAGUCUGUGGAUCUCCUUCUGCCAUCCGUCUGCCGGCUUCUUCCAUUCAACAUGCUGGUCCAAUUACUCUUUUCCAGACUACUAGUGCAAGCACCGCAUCAGUGGCUGUUCCAGCUCCAACCCUGCCCCUGCACCCUAUAAUUUCACCACAGCAUUUUGCUGACCCUGCUCAGGCAGAAGCUCUUGAUGUAUCAUCUGGGCUCAGUUUCUCUCUGAAGAGACCUACACCGGUUUUCAUUGAGAGCUUCAGCAGAAACCCAAGUAACAUAACCACCACUAAUGGCAGAUUUUCUGUCUCUAGUAGUGAGCUCCCAAAGCAGUACCCAGGGGUUUCUGUUUUUCCUAGAGGUGUACCUCUUCCCCAAGCUACCCCCUUUCUUCACUCACAUCUCUAUGAGUCUCCUCCCAUGGGUCAGCCAGCCAGUCUGUUUGGAGUACCUCCUCGGUUUUCAUUUCACCACCCUUACUUUGUACCUGGACCUCACUAUUUCCCUUCAAGCACAUGCCCGUUCAGCCGACCUCCAUUUGCCUGUGCGAAUUUCUCCAGCUCAGUACCUGAAUGCCUUGGCUUUUAUGAAGACACGCACCAAAGACAGGAGGUGAUGUUUUCAGCUCUGGACGGAGACUAUACUUUCAAAGAAUACCCAGAAGGAAGUAUACGUGAGGACCACCGCAGCUGUGAGACCCUUGAAGUAGUGUCCUGUCAAAACAGUUGCAAUGAGGAGCGGUAUUUAAGCCCCCUACCUCAGCUGGAUGUUGGAGCAUUGGAAGAGGUUUUGUCAGUCACCUCAUCUACUCCCUCCAGCAUCCACCUUAUAAAUGUAACUGACAGUGACGAGGAAGAUGAAGUGAAGUUGUUGCGAGAAUUGUAAUUUUUAAAGCAAAUUAUAAUCCAGAAAAUAUUAUAGAAUGGGAAAUAAACAUUUUCCUCAACACUGUCUUUACAGUCAGUGUGUUCAGUAGAAAACCCAUGUAGCUUGAGUGAGCUGUACAGGUCAUUUUGAAGAGUCUGAUGAUCUGUUUGUAUUUUGAGAGGUCACAUACAGUUCUGGGAGGCUCAAAAGCCUCUGAAGUUUCACCUGCUUCAUCAGGGCAUUGUUUGGGCUCCGCCUCAGAAAAGUACUUACACAGGAAUUCAGCUCUGUGCUUUCCUGAGGAGAGGUGUGUUUAAGCACAUCCUUCUAAUAUCAAAAUAGGUGUUUUGAUGGUAUUUGCCAUAGUUUUGUAGGUAUUACUUUAGGAGUUUUAGCAAGUGAAAUAAUUUUGGUUUAUGACCUUAAUAUAAUUCUUGCUGCAGUAAAAUACUAUAAGUCCUGGAGAGUGAAGUCAAGAAUGAUUCUGCAGUGCUUUAUACUUUUUUCAUUGAUGAAACAGUUUUAAGCUUAAUUUGGUUAAUUUUCAACUGUAAUCUGUAUUUGUGGUACAACUACUAUAUAACACACUGAAAAUUUACAUCAGUUUCAGUAAUACCUUGGUCUGCAACCAGCUCCAUUAAUACAAAUUGGAUUGGCCAGAAGGUAUGGUGAGGCACGGCGGCACCCAGAGAGAGGAAAAUGGGUGGGAUCUGGCCCUGUGACUUACACCGGUGGGCUGUGACUUGAUCCCUGAGUGCAGUUAGUACUGUAAAGAAUUCUCCAGAAAAUACCAAAUUCUCUGAAGAAUAUCAAAGGCUUUUAAUAGAGAGAGUAUCUGUGCUGAACUUGGAGAGUAACGAAUUUCAAAAGUUUUUGGCCAAAAUUUGUAAUUUAUGUUACUAACUUCCUUUUUUAUUUUCUCCCAUGUUGUGGAAUAGAGGGUCAUUUUCUUCUGGGAAUCCUGUUAUUUUGCUGUUGUUGGAUUUCAAUAAACUCACUUGAACAGUAUCUCGCUAGUGCUUCAUUU